Messenger RNA from Gallus gallus (chicken), 976 nucleotides. Its product is annotated as atherin-like. Lineage: Eukaryota; Metazoa; Chordata; Aves; Galliformes; Phasianidae. The transcript is spliced from 2 exons. The coding region runs from base 166 to 735 and encodes 189 amino acids. The record is from RefSeq and is a predicted model, not a curated record.
GACGGGGAAUCGAGGAGAAAAGAAGCCGGGCUUCGUGCCCGCCCUUCGGGUACCGCUCUCCGGGCGGCACGAGGAGGGAAUCAGCGGCUUUCGGGAGCCGGGCAGCCAGGCUGCGGGGCGCUGCUCCCGGCGGCAGGGGCCGGGGUCUACCGAGCACCGCGCAAAAUGGCAGCGGCGCCGCCUAGGGCUCCGCGCCCACUUACCGAGGAAGACCGACGAGAGGUCCGCGGCCGAGCCACCGCGGGGAAGAAACUUUCCGGCCCGAGCGGGCAUCCCCGCGCGGCGCCCGCCCCGCCGCCGCCUCACCGCCCCUCACGGCUCCGGGCGGGCGGGCGGCGGGGCUGGGCCGAGCGCCGGGCUCUCCCUCGGCCCCACCGCCGCCGUCCGUCUCAGGUUGCUCGGCGGGAGCGCUGCCCCCUCGCCAUGCCGCAUCCUUCCCGCCGCGGGGCCGCCCCUCGGCAGCGCCCGCCCGCCGGCCCGGCGGAGCCGCUGUCUCUGCUGCUUAGGGCGGUGCGCGGCUGCCGCGGCUGGCGGCCGGACUCGGAGCCGUUGCUAGGAGACGGAGCCGUGACACAGGGAAAUGGCUGCAGGACGGCCGCCGCCGCCGCCCCCCCACCUGCGCACCUGCGCCCGCCCGCCGCGGCCCUGCCCUCACACGGCCCGCCCCCGGCCGCCCGGCUCCGCCCCAGCCGCCACGCCCUGCCCCGCCUCGGCCCGCCAUGUCGUGCGUGCUGAGUCGGUGGGGUUAGGUGCCGUCCGGAAUGAUGAGGAAGACAGCCAGGAAGCAGAUGAGAAGAUGAAGAAGGCAAUAAAGGGAGAAAGAUGAAAGUCAGAGCUGAGAUAUGUCAACGUGGUCACACUGGAUCUCACAUUUUCUGCAGAGACCAGGAAGCAGUAUUCUCAUCUGAGCAUCUUUGUGGAAAUUUUGAUUAAAUUGAAGCCACAUUAAGCUGUCACACAAGUGAGAUAUAAUCUA